AUGAUAUCCAUAUGCAGGCUUGUGGAAGGAGUUCCAGGCAAACCAGGAUGUGUCAGAUAUUGCUCUGAUGUUCCACCCACUGAUAAUGUCGCUAGAGAAGCACGUUCCAACCCUUGGGUAAAGGAGAGACUUUUAUCUCUAGACCCCAUUGGUCAAAGUCUUAGCUAUGAAAUCACAAAGAACAAUAUGGGUUUCAUAAGAUACAUGGCAAAGUUGAAGAUGGUGGGUGGUGGUGGUGGUCAUGAUGAUGGGAAUGAAGAUGGAUGCAACUUGGAAUGGUGUUUUGAGGUUGAUCCAGUGGUUGGAUUCAGUGAAAAGGGUUUCCUAGUAGCAUAG
Molecule: messenger RNA, 336 nt
Organism: Dioscorea cayenensis subsp. rotundata (Guinea yam)
Lineage: Eukaryota; Viridiplantae; Streptophyta; Magnoliopsida; Dioscoreales; Dioscoreaceae
Product: lachrymatory-factor synthase-like
Exons: 2
Coding region: 1-336 (111 amino acids)
Source: RefSeq, a predicted model, not a curated record